AAGAAACAUUUGAGUUUUGCUGUGCUGCACGCAUUGGGCGCUUUGUCUGCAUCUGGCUAUUCUUGUGAAUCUUCCUACUAUCCGGCGGCAAUAAUUGUUACAAGGCGCAGACUCAUAUAUAUUCAACCUCCUCUCCUUCUACUUGUGUACCUGUAUACAAGUACAUCCCUGCUGACGGUCUUGAGUGAAGUCUCUUUGGCCACCUGUCAAUCCUUCGGUCUCGGCCCAGGCCUUCUCGCUUUAAUAUACACACGACACCCUCCCGCCUCAUUUCCUCUCUCUUCCUCAUCUUCUUUUCUCACUACAUCUUCUCCUUGUCUCCCUGUCUCCCUUUCUCUCUCUCUCUCUCUCUCUCUCUCUAUACUCUCGUUAACCUCUCCAUCGAUUGACCUCUGUUACAACUAUAUACCCCCUCCCUCGAACCUCAAUAUCCUCUCCUCCCUCCUGUCUCACCAUGGAAUCGCCAUUGUCCGACUCGUUCACCUUCCCCGGGAAUCGCUUAAUUUCCUACCUCCAGACCUUGACUGAAACCAAGAAGGGCCUCCCUCAUAAUAUUCCCGUCUGCGUCUGUGCCUCUCACACUAUCACCACCACAAAUGCCCUGGUCCAGCUGGCAUCGUCCAUUGGUCCCCACAUUGCUAUUCUGAAGGUCUUUGCCGACAUUAUUGACGACUGGUCCGACGACACGGUCCGUCAAUUGAUCGCACUGGCCAAGCAGCACGCCUUCCUAGUCUGGGAAGGAGGUCGCAUUCUCAACUCGACUGUUGAAGUUACUGGCACUUCGGAGUCGAAAGAAGUGAGAAAUGAAUUGGUGGAUUUGGUCCGGAGAAAAUACACCAAGGGCGUUGUUAAGACCGCUGCUUGGGCGGGGAUUGCGACCGCGUGGGCGUCUGGUGUUGCCGAGGACAACCAGGAAGCCGACAUUCUGAUUCCGGCCCUGAAAGCGGCCGCGCGGGAAACUGUUGCCAAUACUACACAAACUAUCCGGACAGAAAUUACGGCUGAAAAAUCGCCGAAUGGCCGUCCGGGCCACGAUAACGCUGAAGAUGAUGACCCGCAACAUCUCACCUCCGACUACGUUGUCGUCGAUGAUGAGAACCUAGGCUUACCACCACGGAAAGCCUCUACAAUCUCUCUUACUCAGACUAUCACACAACACACCGAGGACUCGACAGAAGACUUUAUUUCGCUCAAGUCCGACAAGUCUGAGGUGGGAGACCACCUUUCUGUAAAUGGCGGGCAGAAGCGACCAUCCAUCACCCCGGAUGACGAUGCGAUUCCUCCCCCUCCACUCUUGGCGCGUGGGUUAGUGCUGUGCUUGCCUUCUGAAUAUACCGACGCUUUUACUACGGACUACAGAAGAAGUUGCAUAGCUGCCGCUCGCGCCAACCAAGAUUUCGUCAUUGGAUUCUUAUCGGCAGGGCAAUGGCAUCUUGUGUCUCAACAAGAGGACCUUCUGGAUAUGGACAUGCCUGAAUAUGACAACGACUUGAUUCAAGAACAGCAGCCAGUCAAUGACUGGGACGAAGAUAAGCCCUAUCACCUUGCUGUGUUCUCGAUCAUCUCCCACCGACUCAACCAAAUGCAUGGCAAGCACCUCGAGGAUUACAACAGCGAAGAUGAGGACAACAAGCCUUUGAGCCCUACUACGCCUGUAGUCAACACCUCGUCUGCCGACGUGUUCAACCCAUUGUCAACGAAACUCGAAUCGAUCGUUGGACAAGCGUUGAAGAUGCGGGAUGCUAUCCACGAUGACGACGAGGUAACAAACGAACAAACGAACAAUGACACAAGGAAACUACCCAGGGUUAUGCACAUUCCUAUUGUGUCGUUACCUUGAUUCUCUUUCCUUUCUUUUUUUCUCUUUUUUGGAUAUUUUACUUCUGUCAAAGUAAAUACAUAUUUUUCAGCCAUCCUUUAUAAUUUUUUUUUUUUUUUCUU
Aspergillus glaucus CBS 516.65 is the source of this 1941-nucleotide messenger RNA. RefSeq lists its product as uncharacterized. Lineage: Eukaryota; Fungi; Ascomycota; Eurotiomycetes; Eurotiales; Aspergillaceae. The record is from RefSeq and is a predicted model, not a curated record. The coding region runs from base 455 to 1840 and encodes 461 amino acids. The transcript has a single exon. Gene Ontology annotation, biological process: UMP biosynthetic process; pyrimidine nucleobase biosynthetic process. Gene Ontology annotation, molecular function: orotidine-5'-phosphate decarboxylase activity; orotate phosphoribosyltransferase activity.